Molecule: messenger RNA, 2739 nt
Organism: Centropristis striata (black sea bass)
Lineage: Eukaryota; Metazoa; Chordata; Actinopteri; Perciformes; Serranidae
Gene: jupb
Product: junction plakoglobin b
Exons: 17
Coding region: 357-2612 (751 amino acids)
Biological process (GO): cell adhesion; positive regulation of transcription by RNA polymerase II
Cellular component (GO): adherens junction; catenin complex
Molecular function (GO): transcription coactivator activity; protein phosphatase binding; alpha-catenin binding
Source: RefSeq, a predicted model, not a curated record
AGGCUGAAACCGCAGCAGCGGAUCCGGACUGAACCUGAACCCGACCCGUCCGGACUGUGGAUUUAAAUAAAGGAUCCGGACCUGAAGGUGUCAGCGCUGCGACAGGAGCCGCUCCAGACUGCUGCUGUCCCCCAACAAGGUACCGAUCCUCCGGACCUGCUGCUUUACACAACACACAUAUUAAUCUGUUAAAUAUCAUCAUCAUCAUCUUCAUCAUCCCGGUCCUCCUGAGACCCGGUCUGUCCUCUCAGAGCUCUCAAACUUCAAUCAGCCUGCUGGUCUCCAGGGUCCAGAGACCCUCAACACAGUUCAGUCACCGGUCAGAGGUCAGAGGUCAGUGGUACCAGUGGGUGGAGAUGAUGUCCAUGCAAAUGAGCGAGGCGGACUCUGUGGUGAAGGUGGCAGAAUGGCAGCAGACCUACUACGCCUCAGACUCUGGGAUCCAAUCAGGAGCCACCACCGUCCUGGAUGACGAGAGCAGCACCGAGUACAGCGGCCGUAAGAAAUACAGCGGUAGUACCGCCAACAGUACUGCAGCUUCUGGGACCGCCACCAGCGGGGGAGCAGCAGAGCCAGCAGCCGGGGGGCUCGAGAGCCCCACAGACUUAGAGGCUCAGUACUCACUAACCCGGGCCCAGCGGGUCAGGGCAGCCAUGUUCCCAGAGACCCUGGUGGAGGGGGAGGCAGCCAUGCCGGUCCAAUCAGAUCCUUCACAGCAAAGCAACGUGCAGCGUCUGGCUGAACCGUCCCAGCUGCUGAAGACGGCGAUAGUCCACCUGAUCAACUACCAGGACGAUGCAGAGCUGGCCACCAGGGCGGUGCCAGAGCUCACCAAGCUGCUGGGAGACGAAGAUCCAGUUGUGGUAAACAAGGCGGCAAUGAUCGUCAACCAGCUGACCCGUAAGGAGGCCAGUCGCCGGGUGCUGGUGCAGUCUCCGGCCAUGGUGGGCGCCGUUGUGCGUGCGAUGACGGCGGCGGCGGACAUGGAAACCGCCCGUUGUGCAGCCAGCGUGCUGCACAGCCUGUCUCACCAGAGAGAGGGACUCAUGGCCAUAUUCAAGUCUGGAGGGAUACCAGCUCUGGUCCGCAUGCUCAGUUCACCAGUGGAAUCAGUCUUAUUUUAUGCCAUAACUACCCUCCACAACCUGCUGCUGCACCAGGAGGGGGCUAAGAUGGCGGUGCGUCUGGCCGACGGCCUGCAGAGGAUGGUCCCCUUACUGAAGAAAAGUAACCCCAAGUUCCUGGCCAUCACCACCGACUGUCUGCAGCUGCUGUCCUACGGCAACCAGGAGAGCAAGCUGAUCAUCCUGGCCAACGGGGGUCCAGAGGGUCUGGUGUUCAUCAUGAGGAACUACAACUACGAGAAGCUGCUCUGGACAACCAGUCGCGUCCUCAAAGUGCUUUCUGUCUGUCCCAGCAACAAGCCAGCAAUAGUCGAGGCCGGUGGGAUGCAGGCUCUGGGACAACACCUGACGGGUUCCAGUCAGAGACUCAUCCAGAACUGUUUGUGGACACUCCGUAAUCUGUCAGAUGCUGCAACUAAACAGGAAGGACUAGACGGUCUGCUGCAGAUUCUGGUCACCCAGCUGGGCUCAGAUGACGUCAACAUGUUGACUUGUGCGACUGGUAUUCUGUCCAACCUCACCUGUAAUAACUCACGCAACAAGACUCUGGUGACUCAGUACGGCGGCGUGGAGGCGCUGAUCCACGCCGUGCUGCGAGCCGGGGAGAAGGAGGAUGUUGCUGAACCUGCCGUCUGCGCCCUCCGCCACCUCACCUCCCGCCACCAGGACGCCGAGCUGGCCCAGAAUGCCGUGCGGCUGCACUACGGUAUCCCAGCCGUGGUGAAGCUGCUGGGACAGCCACACUACUGGCCUGUAGUCAAGGCUACGGUUGGUCUGAUCCGGAACCUGGCGCUGUGCCCGGCCAAUCAGGCGCCGCUGAGGGAGGCAGGUGCUAUCCCCCGAUUGGUCAACCUGCUGCUGAAGGCUCACCAGGACACACAGAGACACGCCUCCUCGGCACAGCAGACCUACCAGGAUGGAGUUCGUAUGGAGGAGAUAGUGGAGGGCUGUACUGGAGCGCUUCACAUUCUGGCCAGAGACCCAAUAAACCGAGGGGAGAUCGCCAGCAUGCAGACCAUCCCACUGUUUGUACAGCUGCUGUACUCGUACGUGGAGAACGUGAAGCGAGUAUCUGCAGGCGUCCUGUGUGAACUGGCUCUGGACAAACAGUCUGCAGAGCUGAUCGAUGCAGAGGGAGCUUCAGCUCCGCUCAUGGAGCUGCUGCACUCCAACAACGAGGGCAUCGCGACGUACGCUGCUGCCGUGCUCUUCAGAAUCUCAGAGGACAAGAGUUCAGACUACAGGAAGAGAGUCUCAGUGGAGCUCACACACUCUCUGUUCAAACACGACCCCGCCGCCUGGGAGAUGGCUCAUACUGCUGUUCCUCUGGAGCCCACAUACCUCUCUGAUGAGCUGGACGGGGCGUACCCUCCCUACGGCUACGCCGAGCUUCCUCUGGACAGCCUGCCGCUGGACGCCGACCUCCACGAGCCCUACAUCCCCGACAUGACCUACGACCCCCGACAGACCUACCCCGAACCUCUCUAACAGGAUAAUAAAAGAGAAAAGGAGCGAAUGAGCAAAUGAGAAGAAGAAAGACUGGAGGAAUGGAUGAAGGAAGGAGGAGACUGGAGUUUUUAAUCACAAAGGGGAUCAGCUGCUCUCCAUAUGGCAA